Molecule: messenger RNA, 1008 nt
Organism: Physella acuta
Lineage: Eukaryota; Metazoa; Mollusca; Gastropoda; Physidae
Source: RefSeq, a predicted model, not a curated record
AUGGCCGCUGACGUCACCAGAGCUGACAUCAUGGCCGCUGACGUUACUAGAACCAACGUCACAAGCCCCGACGUCACGAGAUCCAACGCCAGCGGAUACGACACCGGUGACGUCAGUCCGCCCAACGCCGGCGGUGCCAGAGACGGCGGUGGUGGUGACGUCAGAGUCGCAGACUCCUACCUGGCGGUGCCGGUCUCAGCCUGGGGGGUGCGGUACUUCCUGGUCACGCUUCAGUCAAGGCCGGCCGUACACCUGGUGACGGCAGACGACAGCACGGGGAUCCAGGUGGUGCUGAGGAGUUCCGAACCCGCGCUCUUUGCGUUAAAGUACCUGGCCAAGACGUACAGGAACGGGGACACUCUACAUAUAAGGCUAGGCAGGUGGCAGGUGCUGCCUUUGUUCGAUUGCUGGAACAACACAUAUGCUGGUGACGUCACCGGUACCAUCAUCACCUCGACCAUGCCGGUUGGUGUGACGUCAGGCAGGUGUGUCACGUGCGAGGGGGAUGCCGGGAUCGUUUUCACAACACAGGAGAUGCUGCUGCCCGCCGCCACCUACGGCUGGAACUUUGUCCUGGUCACUGACCUCGAUCAGAUGGACACGACCCUGGUGACGGUAGUGACGUCAGAGAACUUGACGCUGAUAGGACUGUGGCUGGAGGAUUCGAAUGACGUCAGCACCUGGAUAACUAACACGGGGGAUAUGCUUCAGGUCAACUUGACCUCCAGGCCACGCCUACUCUCCAGCACCAAGCCAGUCCUCGUGACCGUGGCACUGCAGGUCAGAUGUCAAGGGUCAUCCGUCGCCAUGGGAACGCCGACUUUAAUCCUCCCCACGUCCUUGUUUUACAACACGUAUCUGUGGAGGCCGUUGACCAACUGCAGCGUACAGGUGAGAUGCCACGUCACGUUUGUUGUCGAAAGGGAGGUCGCGGCAACCCUAGUCCUGGACCACGUGCACGUGACCUCAGGGUGGGUAGAGUGGACGGUGGGUACGUUGACGUCAUAA